UUUUUGUUAUUAAAGGAAAGAAUAAUGGGCCUUUUCGUCAAUUAACAAAAAAACCAAUCGGGUCAAUAACGGAGAAUAAUCAUCCGGUGACCUUAUCUCUUCGCCGGUGAGAAAAUCUCAGAUCUACAAAAUAUUCCAAUUUCACAUCUUUCACCUUCUCCGAUCUAAGUUAUGGAGGAAGAAGACGAGACUCAGCCAUCUCCAGCUCCUUCCUCUCCCCCAGUUUUACCCACAAGCAACGUCACGGUGGCUUCAGCGACGAAACCGCCUCCCUCCCCACCGUCUCCGUCUAGAAACGCGUUGGCUUUAGUCGUCCACACUCCCUCCGUCACCGUGAACAAAAACGGACGAAGCGGCGGCGGAGGAGGAGGAGGAAGAGACGACUGUUGGAGCGAGGAAGCGACGAGAGUUCUAAUCGACGCGUGGGGGGAACGGUUCGCCGAGCCGGGGAAAGGAACUCUGAAGCAGCAACAGUGGCACGAAGUAGCUGAGAUCGUGAACGGGAGCGGUCAGUGCAAGUACACCAAAACGGAUGUUCAGUGUAAGAACAGGAUCGAUACUGUGAAGAAGAAGUAUAAGCAAGAGAAGGCCAAGAUCGCUUCUGGUGAUGGGCCGAGCAAAUGGGCCUUCUUCAAAAAGCUCGAGUCUUUGAUCGGUGGUGGUGGGAAGGCUCAGGUGGUGGGAGCAAGUAGCUCGGGUCCAAUGCGGUGGCAUUUUAGGAAACGAAGUGCUUCCGAGACUGAGUCUGAGUCUGAGCCUGAGCACUCAGCUGAGAGUCUCCCUCCGUUACAACCGUUGCCGAAGCGGUUGAAGAUGGGUGAGUCAGGAGUUGGAGAAGUGGCGAAGGCGAUUCUUGGGUUUACUGAGGCGUAUGAGAAGGCGGAGACUGGGAAGAUUAAGCUGAUGUUGGAGUUGGAGAAGGAGAGGAUGAAGUUUUUUAAAGAGAUGGAGUUGCAGAGGAUGCAGUUUUUGAGAACUCAGAUGGAGAUAACACAGAAGAAUCAAGAGGAAGAGAGGAGCAAGCCAAGGAUCAAUGAUGAUGAUGAUGUCAAGAAUAAUGGCGAUGUAAGUAGCUGACAACUUCAAACAAAUUAUGAUAUUGAUAUGAUUUAAAAGACGUCUCUAGAUUGCUGGAUUAGGAUUUAACGUUAUUGUUGUUGUUGUGCCUUGUGGGUUAUGUAAAUGUAGAAGCUUAUUAUGGGUUUAGAGAACUGUGAUCAUCAUCUAUCAUGUUGUUGUUAUGUUA
Brassica oleracea var. oleracea is the source of this 1246-nucleotide messenger RNA. Its product is annotated as trihelix transcription factor ASIL1-like. Bases 172 to 1077 code for a protein of 301 amino acids. The transcript has 2 exons. Gene Ontology annotation, molecular function: transcription cis-regulatory region binding. Lineage: Eukaryota; Viridiplantae; Streptophyta; Magnoliopsida; Brassicales; Brassicaceae. The record is from RefSeq and is a predicted model, not a curated record. Gene Ontology annotation, cellular component: nucleus.